Rana temporaria (common frog) is the source of this 3136-nucleotide messenger RNA. RefSeq names its product solute carrier organic anion transporter family member 2B1 (gene SLCO2B1). Gene Ontology annotation, cellular component: membrane. The record is from RefSeq and is a predicted model, not a curated record. Gene Ontology annotation, molecular function: bile acid transmembrane transporter activity; protein binding. Bases 223 to 2202 code for a protein of 659 amino acids. The transcript is spliced from 15 exons. Lineage: Eukaryota; Metazoa; Chordata; Amphibia; Anura; Ranidae. Gene Ontology annotation, biological process: bile acid and bile salt transport; sodium-independent organic anion transport; transmembrane transport.
AUUGUCACUUUUUGGCAGAAGCUGCGUUAUGUGACAGUGCGACUGAGGUCACCUCUCGGGGACCAAAAACCCUGCUGGCCUUGCGGCACUUUAUUCUCAUAUGCAUUAUCAUAUCAUGUGAGUCCCAGGAUUGUCUGAGCUCAGGAUUGUCCCAUCUGACCACACCGACCAGGACUGUGCCCGGGACCGCUACAGACACUGGACACAAAUACAAAGGGAAAGAUGACCGCAGGCGGACAAAACAAUUAUGCCGAUCCUCAAACAAAGAAUAGCGCGUCCUGCCGGAAUCCGUUCAAUAACAUCAAGGUCUUCGUGUUUUGCCAUGGACUUCUUCAGCUGUCGCAGCUCCUCCUGACCGGAUACCUGAGGAGCACCAUAUCGACCAUAGAGAAACGCUUCGGCAUGUCCAGUCAGACAUCAGGGAUUCUGUCAUCCUUCAAUGAGAUUGGAAAUACGAUUCUCAUUGUGUUUGUCAGUUACUUUGGCAGUCGGGUGCACCGGCCUCGCUUCAUUGGUUUCGGUGCUCUGGUUGUCUGUGUUGCUGGAUUCAUCAUGUGUCUACCUCACUUUAUAAUGGGACAGUAUGAGUAUGACAAGUCCCAUGCCAGUGUCUACAGCAACAUAACUGAUGUUUGCCAGCCUGACGUAUCCAAUCUGGACAACAGCAAUGACCAAUGUGUCCUAAAUAUGGGCAAAGAGAACAGAAAUGUUCUAUCCAUCCUCUUCAUCGGCCAGAUCCUGCUCGGUAUAGGUGGAGUGCCUAUCCAGCCGUUUGGAAUAUCGUAUAUUGAUGAUUACGCCAGUAAGAGGAACUCGCCUCUAUACAUAGGAAUACUCUUUGCGGUGACGGUGAUGGGGCCUGGGGUCGCCUUCAUCCUUGGAUCGGCCAUGCUGCGUUACUACGUCGACAUAGACAAGAUCCCAGCCAACGAGAUUGUGCUCACCCCGAGUGACCCUCGCUGGAUCGGAGCCUGGUGGAUGGGCUUCAUUGUGGCGGCCAGUGUCGUGGCCAUGGCCUCCAUCCCGUAUUUCUUCUUCCCCAGAGAGAUGCGGCAAGAGCAGGUCACCAGUGAGGGCGCAGAGGAUAGCAAACCUGGACUGAUGGAUGCCUUUAAAAAUAAACCAGAUCCAAAGGAACAGGUCUCUCUGGGCAAGUUUAUCAAAGUCUUCCCCAAAGUUUUGCUCAGGACCUUGAAGAACCCGAUUUACUUAUUGGUGGUCAUGGCUCAAGCAAACCUCUCGGCCAUGGUGUGCGGACUGGCGACCUUCAUGGCCAAGUUCCUAGAGAGACAGUUCACCAUCACGGCAUCCUUAGCCAACCUAUUGAUUGGUUCAGUGAACAUCCCUGGAGCCAUGGCCGGUAUAGUUGUGGGUGGAGUGAUCAUGAAGAGGUUCCAGUUAUCGCCUAGGCAGUGUGGAGCCAUGUGCGUUAUCGGCAUGUUGUGCUGCAUCCUCUUCGCUUUCCCACUGCUCUUCCUCGGAUGUUCCACCCAGCAGUUCGCCAGUACGAACGCCGACCCGAACAUCAGUGGUGGAUUGUGGCACAACGUAAGUGAAUGCAGCAGCCAUUGUGGAUGUUCUGCCACAGCUUUCAACCCUAUCUGCGGCUCUGACGGCAUUGAGUACAUCUCGCCCUGCUAUGCCGCCUGUGAAGUCGUUAAUUUUGAUUAUGAGGCGAAUAAAGUCAUGAAUUACACAAGGUGUCGCUGUAUCACAGCGGAAGGUUCUGGAGGGACUGCGACUCCAGGAACAUGUGGAACUAGAUGCCAGCACCUCUUCCUGCCAUUCAUGGUGCUGUCCUUUCUAGCCGGAGCCCUCGCCAGCAUUGCCCAGACACCGUCCUUUAUGCUCAUACUCAGGAGUGUGCAACCAGCAGACAAGUCUCUGGCCAUCGGAAUACAGUUCAUGCUUCUAAGAAUAUUAGCCUGGCUCCCGGGCCCUGUGAUGUAUGGCAGUAUGAUUGAUAGCACCUGCAUCCAAUGGGGGAAGAGGUGCGGAUCGAAGGCGGCCUGCCAGUACUACAAUAACAAUCUGCUGAGACAAAGGUACAUUGGACUCCAGAUCCUCUUUGAGAUUGGAGCUUUGAUCUUGUUCAUCGCUCUUUAUUUUGUAAUACGCCACAAAGACAAUGUUCAACAAGAAGCUGAAAAAGACCCAGAAUCCCACAAGUUAAGUGAGAAAAAGGCAACGGUAAAAAUCUGAACCAGCUACAAAAUCUGCAUAUUUCAGAUCUUUGUAGACCUUCCAUUGCUGGUGGUUUAGUCCGCACAUACCAAAGACUUUGAACCCUUGAGCGGGCAAACGCCUCCUUCUCCAUGACAAUAACUAUUGCACAAUAUCUUGGAGAGAUAUCAGAAGCCGGUUAAGAUAUCAACCAAUGCCUCUUGGCAGGCUUUCUGUGGAUUUCAGGUUCUACCAGCUGAACAGGAAUAUUAUAUUAGCUGAUAAUUAGAAAAAGAAUCUGAUGGACACUCUCCAACUCCAUCAGGACCAAAACCAACCAAAUAAAUGUUGCUUAAAACCUGGUUCUGUGAGAUGCACCAAAAUGAUAUAAACGACCCAACGUAGGCCAAUUACUAAGCUUUAAGAAUCAAGUUUAUUUUAUUAACUUGUGCCAUCAUUCUUUGUAUCUCUUUAUUUAUAUCUCUAUACAGGGAAAAUCCUGUGAUGAAAUAUUUCUAUUGAAUGCCAGGAGUGACGUGAAUGGCUUCAAGCACCUAAUGUGAAUUCAGGGAUCAGUAAGCACCUAUAAUAUAUGACUGGUUUCUCAAUUUGGUUACAUUCCCACGACCCUAAGAGAUAUCUUGGUGGUCUUGGUAGAGUGUUUGCCGCUCUCCGGUCAGGGUAAAUUGACUUUGCAGGUGUCCUUGCUCCUGAUUUCCUUCAUGCUGCUGCUAAUGGACAGGAUUGUGGAAACCACAGAUCAUCAAAGAAUUAUAAGAAGUGCAAUUAUACUGCUGUUUUCCAUUUUCGUGCCCAACCAUUCUCUGACUUGUACAACAAAUUUACAAAGUGGAUGGAUCCAAUCUAAAGGCUAGACCAAUGUUCAGAAGAAUACUUUACCAGAAAAUGUAUGAAAAAGGUCACACACUUUAUGGCCUACACACUUAUCAAUUAUGUGUAAAUGUAUUCAAAU